Molecule: messenger RNA, 986 nt
Organism: Suillus plorans
Lineage: Eukaryota; Fungi; Basidiomycota; Agaricomycetes; Boletales; Suillaceae
Exons: 2
Coding region: 209-760 (183 amino acids)
Source: RefSeq, a predicted model, not a curated record
ACUUGACCAGGGUGUGCCACCUUUGGCGCAGGAGUCUGGUCGCAUAUUCUGGUCGUCCCCCCGGGCAAGUUACAUCAUUCAAGUCAAACCAUUUCUUCCACGUCUUCUUCAGUGUUGGCUUGCUCGCUCUGGUUGUUUACUCUUCACCCUUUGCAUUGUAUACAGUGCCCCAUGACGCAACCGCACUCGCAGCAGUCACCAACCUUAGAUGAUACUGGCGGCAAACUCUCGACUUCUCGAUAUCCUCCUUUCUGAGAGCAAGCGUUUGAAAAUGGUCGUCAAGCUCAUGCUACACCUGUGUGGCUGGGAUAUCAACUUCGACACACCUCGUUUGAGAGCCUUGGAAUGUGACUUUCUUGUUCUCCGACUCAGCAAAUUCUACGCACCAAAUAUUUCUCGCUUACACCUCAAUACUAACUGUCACUAUUUGGCCUCCGCACUCAAACCUCACAUUUCCUUUCACAAAGAUCUACAUCAUCUCCGCCUCCGCAACGCUUCCGUGUGUGCUUUAUGCUCCACUAUAACCAGUUUCCCCAUAUACUUUCCCGUUGUUUCUGGUGCUAGAAUUUAUUCAGCGACACUCAAGUCGAUGACCCUCCUGCUCCCCUCCUCGCAUGAGUCACAUCACUUCCGACAAGAGUUUAUCGACAUGUCCAGCCUCAUUCAUCUUCCGCAGAUUGACUCUCGUUGGAACACAAAAAUAGUGACAAAUUCAUCGUCUGUUGUCAAUAUUGGCGGGCAUCUUUCCAGGUGCCGGUAGUGGAUUUUCAGACGGAUGCAUCAUUCAGAAAAGUUCACAUAAGCAGUAUGAAGUCGUUGCUCUCAGUUGUUGGAGAGGUUGCUUUUUGUGGAAAUGUAUUUCAGAUCGACGAGUAUCGAAAUUUCGGGCUGAAGUUACGUUACUCGAGAUGAGUUUGCAUAUACGGAGUACACGCCGAUAAAAUCUACCAUGUCUUGAAGCUAUGUUUCGCGUCAAGUUUGAGCAA